Molecule: messenger RNA, 990 nt
Organism: Daldinia childiae
Lineage: Eukaryota; Fungi; Ascomycota; Sordariomycetes; Xylariales; Hypoxylaceae
Product: NAD(P)H-dependent pentose reductase
Exons: 3
Coding region: 1-990 (329 amino acids)
Cellular component (GO): cytosol
Molecular function (GO): aldose reductase (NADPH) activity
Source: RefSeq, a predicted model, not a curated record
AUGGCAACGAAGACGCCCACCGUAAAACUGGCCUCUGGCUAUGAAAUGCCCCUAGUUGGCUUUGGUAUUUGGAAGGUGCCGAACGAUACCUGUGCUGAUCAAGUUUAUAAUGCUAUCAAGUUAGGCUAUAGACACAUUGAUGGCGCUUGGGAUUACACGAACAGCGCCGAGGCCGGUAAGGGUGUACGGAGAGCCAUCGAAGAGGGCAUCGUGAAGCGAGAAGACGUAUUCAUUACUUCCAAGUUAUGGAACAAUUACCACGCUCGCGAACAUGCAUUCGAGAUGGCUAAGCUAGAGAACGAGGCGUGGGGUUUGGGAUACUUGGACCUAUUCUUGAUCCACUUCCCCAUCGCGCUAGAGUUUAUCCCUUUCGACAAGAUCCGCUUUCCCUGCUUCUGGUCUGAUAAAGAGCAGACUAAAGUCACUCCGUUGGAAAAGGUGCCAAUCUCAGAGACCUGGAAGGCUCUAGAGGAUAUGGUUCAGACUAAGGAGAACCCCAAUGGCUUCAUUAGGAGUAUCGGCAUAUCAAACUUCCAGCCUCAGCUAAUCUAUGACUUGCUGUCGUAUGCGAAGAUCCAUCCGAGCGUCUUGCAGAUCGAGCAUCACCCGUACCUAACGCAGCCCGGCCUUAUCGCCCUAGCACAAGAGAACAACAUUGCCGUAACCGGUUACUCGACAUUUGGCCCGCAGAGCUUUAUCGAGUUGGGCAAUGCUACUGCCAAGGAGAUUAAGCCUCUAUUCGAGACGGAUGUAGUGAAGAGCGUCGCAGCGAAGCACGGCAAAUCUCCCGGACAGGUUCUGCUUCGAUGGUGUACUCAGCGCAACAUCAUUGUUAUCCCUAAAUCGAACAGCGUCGAGCGGCUGAAGCAGAACCUUGAGUGCUGCUCCUUCGACCUGAGUGACGAUGAGAUUAAGCAAAUUUCUUCUUUGAACAUUGACCUGCGAUUCAACAAUCCCGCUGCUCUAGGAAGUAGUAGAAUCUUCGGUUAA